Cajanus cajan (pigeon pea) is the source of this 1236-nucleotide messenger RNA. The record is from RefSeq and is a predicted model, not a curated record. Lineage: Eukaryota; Viridiplantae; Streptophyta; Magnoliopsida; Fabales; Fabaceae.
AUCGAAGAUCGAAAAAUCCAAAAACGGUCCCAAUCGGUGGAGUGGGCACUUAUUUUCAUCCCCAACAAUAGCAGUGUCGUUUCCCGGUUCCCGCCCAGUUCCAUUUUGCUUGCUCGAACUCCGCCAUGGGAAAUUCGUCCAAGGACGAUUCCGCCACCUCCGGCGACGCCUCCGCCGGCGACGUUCAGCCCUCCAAUUCCGCCGUCUACUCCGAUGGCGAGAAAGUCCUCGCCUACCACGGCCCUCGCAUCUACGAAGCCAAGGUGCAAAAGGCAGAGAUCAGAAAGAGUGAAUGGAAAUACUUUGUUCACUACCUUGGCUGGAGUAAAAAUUGGGAUGAAUGGGUAGGUGAGGACCGUUUAAUGAAACACACUGAAGAGAAUGUCAUGAAACAAUUGGCCCUAGACAAAAAGCAAAAUGUAGACAAGAAUGUUAAAUCUGGGCGUGGAACUCAAGCAAAGGCCAAGAGUUCUACAGAUGCCAAAAUGGAUAAAGAGGAUGUCAAGAGUAAUGUGUCAAAAGGGAAGAAACGGAAAAAUGAUGCAGUUGCUGAGAAGGGCAGUGGGACUGUGGAAAAGCUUGUCAAGAUUCAAAUUCCUGCAACAUUAAAGAAACAACUUGUUGACGAUUGGGACUCUGUUACACAGCAGGAUAAGCUUGUAAAACUUCCUCGGUCACCAACUGUUGAUGAAAUUUUGACAAAGUACCUUGAAUUCAAAACAAAGAAGGAUGGCAUGGCUCCUGAUUCAAUAGGAGAAAUUUUGAAAGGAAUAAGGUGUUAUUUUGAUAAAGCACUGCCUAUGAUGCUCUUGUACAAAAAAGAACGCAAGCAAUAUAAUGAUGCAAUUGUGGACAAUGUAUCUCCGUCAACAAUAUAUGGAGCUGAACAUUUAUUGCGCCUUUUUGUUAAGUUACCUGAGCUUUUGGCAUAUGUAAAUAUGGAGGAGGAAACAUUGAAUCGCUUGCAGCAGAAAUUAAUUGACUUUCUCAAGUUUUUGCAGAAAAAUCAAAGUACCUUCUUUCUUUCAGCAUAUGAUGGCACCAAAGUCUCUGAAGGAAAAGGAAAGGGGAAGGAUGAAUGAGAAGAAACAUUGAAUCCCUGGUCUUUAUCCUGUUGUAUUCUUGGUUGUUGUUAUAGACAAUAUCAUCUCUCCCUUGAAAAAUUCAGGGCAGAAACUCAAUUGUUGUUGUAAGAAUGUUGACUAAUUCAUUCUUUAAUUUUUAAAGUUUUUUCAA